AUGGGUCGUCUUGUGAGAGCCUUAGAGAACUACGGUUUGACGCCUCAAGACGCUGCUGGAGUCGCCGGCACCUUCCUCGUGGUGAAGUAUGCAACGCUGGCCGCCUUCGUCCCAGCUUGCCACUAUGUGCAGCCUAUUAGACGUCUUUUCUGGCACCCUUCUCGGGAGCUUGCAGGGAGGAUGCUGGAACAAUAUAGGCUGCGCAGUAAAGUGCGAGGACAUGGUCGGAGUGGUGCUGCUGUUAGUGGUGGCGGCUUCAGUGGUGGGCUUGGGCUAGUGCCUCAGACGGCUAGACUCAAGCUAGCGGCGACGCGAGCUCGUCAACGAGCGUGGCUUGAGCGACAGAAGGAAAUGGUGGCGUUGCGGAAAGCGGGUUGGAAGGGCCGCUUUAGGGGCUUCAAGGAACAGCAGUCGAGUUCUACAUGGGGGAGGAAGGUGUUCGAGUGGAGCGACAAGUUCGCGGAACGAGCUUCGCAGGCUUGGGUGUGGCGCAGUGUAGCCAGAAUGUUCCGUAUACCUCCCAAAGUCCUUGCCUGGGACGUGGCUGAGGCCUUUGUCACCUACAAGCUCACAUUCAUCUUCCAUGCUCCUCUCGAGCUGUAUAUCAUCGUUAAGUGGUUCAAAGCGCGUCGGGCGAAUUUGGAUGAAUUUAUGGAGGAAUCGCCGAAACUGUUGGAGAUAGUGGAGGAGGAAGAGCCCUUGUCGAAUGCGACGACGCGGUCUCGGUUCGUAGCAGACGUAACGUGGAAGCCCAUGUUCUACUAUCGUCCUUUGUGCGACCUCCGCCCGGGUGGCUCCGAUGGCAGCGUCCGACCCGAAUGCUUCUUUUCGGAAAAGAGGGCCAGGGGUGAGGGACGCUUGGAGACAAUGAAUAAAACUUUGGUAUUCAUUCACGCCAUGAAUCCCUAUGGAAUGGCUCAUUAUAGGAGAUUCAACGAGGAGAAUGUCGACCUCAACAGGAAUGGUCUUGACGCUCAUGAAUUUCAUUAUCUCAUCAACGAGCGAGAUCCGAAUGUUGCCGGGUACGGUAUCAGCCACGUGAAGCGGGCGGUGGUUAGUGCACAGUAUACGAAACCUUCCGGACUGUUUUAUGGCGGUCAGAAGCUGCAAAGAUCAUACGAAAUAAUGACUGAAGUCUUGACAGAUGUGGGAGUAUUCGAUGGACACACUACGAUGAUCGACGUGCACACUGGGCUUGGCCCGAGUGGAAUCGAUACACUUAUAACGAGCGAUCUGAUUCGUUUGAUGUCGUUUCAGUUGGAUUAUUUCACGACGUUGUUGAAGUCUCGCGAGCCGGUGAAUGCUUCCCCUGUGGAGUGCGCAGCAGUCAACUGCGUUUAUGAGCAUGACCAGUCGGGCUUCGGCGCGGAUGUGAUCCAGGGAUAUGAUAAAGUUCAAGGCGACGCUGGCAGUUAUUGGAGACGAAAAAGGACUCCUGAAUGGAAGAGCAGCCUUAUUGACAGGUGA
This is a messenger RNA of Perkinsus marinus ATCC 50983, 1467 nucleotides long. RefSeq lists its product as hypothetical. The transcript has 9 exons. The record is from RefSeq and is a predicted model, not a curated record. Lineage: Eukaryota; Perkinsozoa; Perkinsida; Perkinsidae. The coding region runs from base 1 to 1467 and encodes 488 amino acids.